Elephantulus edwardii (Cape elephant shrew) is the source of this 1172-nucleotide messenger RNA. RefSeq names its product caspase activity and apoptosis inhibitor 1 (gene CAAP1). The transcript has 6 exons. Bases 84 to 1172 code for a protein of 362 amino acids. The record is from RefSeq and is a predicted model, not a curated record. Lineage: Eukaryota; Metazoa; Chordata; Mammalia; Macroscelidea; Macroscelididae.
CCUGCCUCCUGUCGCCGCUGGAGUGCGGCUCAGGUCGGGCCGGGCACAGUCGCCUCUCCGUCCAUGGUGGCCGCCGUGCGAUCAUGACGGGGAAGAAGUCUUCCCGGGAGAAGCGGCGGAAACGAAGCAGUCAGGAGGCGGCCGCGGCGGCCUCGGCCCCGGACGUGGCGCCCGCCGUGGCCAGCAGCGGCAGCGGCAGCACCAGCGGCUGCGGCAGCACCAGCGGCUGCGGGAGCGUCACCUGCUGCGGGAACACCAGCUUCAGCGGCAGUGUCACGGGCGGCGGGAGCGUGGGCAGCUGCUGGGGCGGGAGCAGCGUGGAGCGCAGCGAGCGGCGGAAGAGAAGGAGCACGGACUCGUCGUCCAGCGUGUCGGGGUCCCUGCCGCAGGAAACUAAGUAUCUAUUGCCAUCUUUGGAAAAAGAAUUGUUCUUGGCAGAGCACAGUGACCUGGAAGAAGGGGGACUGGACUUGACUGUAUCAUUAAAACCAGUUAGUUUCUAUAUAUCAGACAAAAAAGAAAUGCUUCAGCAGUGCUUCUGUAUCAUAGGUGAGAAGAAGUUACAGAAGAUGCUUCCUGAUGUGUUAAAGAACUGUUCAAUAGAAGAAAUUAAAAAACUGUGCCAGGAACAGUUAGAACUCCUGUCUGAAAAAAAAAUCUUGAAGAUUCUUGAGGGUGACAAUGGUGCGGACUCUGAUAUGGAAGAAGAGACAGAUGAUGCCUCAAAGAUGGGAUCUGAUUUAGUCAGUCAGCAAGAUGUCUGUACGGAUUCUGCUUCAUCCUUGAGGGAAAACAAGCAACCUGAAGGAUUGGAAUUAAAGCAAGGAAAAGGGGAAGAUAGUGAUGUGCUCAGUAUAAAUGCAGAUGCUUAUGACAGUGACAUAGAAGGUCCAUGCCAUGAAGAAGCGACUGUUCCUGAGGUCCCAGAGAAUGCAGUCCAAAGUGAAGCUGGUCCGAUAGAUGACCUGGAGAAAGACAUUGAGAAGAGUGUGAAUGAGAUUCUGGGGUUGGCGGAGUCUAGUCCACAGGAACCCAAAGCAGCCACCCUGACUGUUCCCCCACCAGAAGAUGUGCAACCUUCAGCACAGCAGCUGGAGCUGCUGGAACUUGAAAUGAGGGCACGAGCAAUUAAAGCGCUAAUGAAAGCGGGCGACGUAAAAAAGCCAGCGUAG